This is a messenger RNA of Alligator mississippiensis (American alligator), 969 nucleotides long. Its product is annotated as olfactory receptor 5V1. Gene Ontology annotation, biological process: G protein-coupled receptor signaling pathway. Bases 1 to 969 code for a protein of 322 amino acids. Gene Ontology annotation, molecular function: olfactory receptor activity; G protein-coupled receptor activity. The transcript has a single exon. NCBI's taxonomy places the organism in Eukaryota, Metazoa, Chordata, Crocodylia, Alligatoridae. The record is from RefSeq and is a predicted model, not a curated record. Gene Ontology annotation, cellular component: membrane.
AUGGACGGGGCGAACCAGACACAGGUGACAGAGUUUGUCUUCCUGGGCUUCUCCCACAUCCUGCAGGGCCAGGCCUUCCUCUUCCUGGUCUUCCUCGCCAUCUACCUUUUCACCCUGUUUGGGAACUGCCUGAUCCUCACCCUCAUCGUGCUGGAUCCCCAGCUGCACAGCCCCAUGUACUUCUUCCUCGGCCACCUCGCCUUCCUGGACAUGUGUUACUCCUCCGUCACGCUGCCCAAGAUCUUGGUGAACUUCCUGAGGCAGCAGCAGACCAUCUCCUACCGGGAGUGCAUGGCACAGAUGUUCUUCCUCAUGAGCUGCUCAGGGGCUGAGGGCACGCUGCUGGCUGUCAUGGCCUUUGACCGGUAUGCGGCCAUCUGCAAACCCCUGCACUACAUCUACAUAAUGAAUAAGAAAGUGUGUGUCCCACUGGCCACAGUGUCCUGGCUCUGGGGUAUCCUGAACUCAACUAUGCACACCUUCCUGACCACUAACGUCUCCUUCUGUGGAGACAACCAGAUUUACCACAUCUUCUGUGACGUCCCUCCUCUGCUGAAGAUCGCCUGCAGUGACACUUACAUCAAUGAGAUCAUUCUGCAUUUGGCCAGUGUCUUCAUGGGAAUGAGCCCAUUUUUGUCAAUAGUCAUCUCAUACCUCUACAUCCUGCUGGCCAUCCUCCGCAUCCACUCCAACACGGGCAGGCACAAAGCCUUCUCCACCUGCACCUCCCACCUGGUCAUGGUCAUCAUCUACUUCGGGAUGGCCAACCUGAACUACAACCGGCCCAGAGCUGGCUACUCCCUGGAGGUGGACACGCUGGUCUCCACGCUCUACUGCAUCCUCACCCCCAUGCUCAACCCCCUCAUCUACAGCCUCCGCAACCAGGACAUGAAGGGUGCUCUGAGGAGGGCCCUGGGGUGGCAUGAGAAGGACAACGCAUCCCCACGCACACAGCCAGGUGUGGACUAA